This is a messenger RNA of Leguminivora glycinivorella, 846 nucleotides long. Its product is annotated as protein enabled-like. The transcript has a single exon. The record is from RefSeq and is a predicted model, not a curated record. NCBI's taxonomy places the organism in Eukaryota, Metazoa, Arthropoda, Insecta, Lepidoptera, Tortricidae. The coding region runs from base 1 to 846 and encodes 281 amino acids.
AUGACCAGCUCCAACUCGCCUGUGCAGCCAGGAGCACUCUUGCCUCCUCAGAUUCCACCUUUCAUGCCUGGCCCGUCAGGAAUUACAGGGAAUCCUCCUCCUCCUCCAGAUAAACCUCUGCCUGCUCCCUUCUCUCCACCAAUGCCUAUGGGGAUGCCUCCAAUGCCCAUGGGAAUGGCACCCAUGGGUUCGAUGCCUAUGGGCUUACCCGGAAUGCCAAUGGGCAUGCCUAUGCUCGGUGGUCCGCCACAAGCCAAACUUCCCGUCAUUGUCAUGCCGUUCUACUCUCCUGAUCCAGCUUAUAAAGAUCCUAGACCAGAUUCGAAGAAGCCUUCUGAACCCCACAAAAGGAAAGUCAAGAUUAUCAAGAAAUCACAUCAUCAUCAUCAUGAUUCUGACGCUGACUCAAGCUCGGACACUGACGGUUCAAGUUCUGGCGAUUCGAAUGACUACGAGAGAAAGCGUUGGACUUGGAAAAACCGCAGGGCUAUGAGGAGACAUAAGAGAAUGAGGCAUGCUAAAAAACAGGAGUUCUUAACGCCCGUCCUACAAUACGUUAGCAAAGACGGGUUUGUUAUAUUUGAAAAACCUAUUUCAAAAGGUGAAGCAAAGGAUUGGUUAAGUGAUAGUGAUGGCCCUAAUGAAGAUACUGUUAAAGUAAAUAGAGCACGAGAGACCAACAAGAAAUAUAGCAGAGAUGAAGACGAGACGAGGCCAAAUAAACGUGUUGUUACUAAAGACUUAUCAAAAGAGUCAGAUCAUAAAAUGGUAAUUCAAAAGAUUCAAAAACGGCAAAAAAACCCUCGUCAAGAAAUUCGCGAAGAAUCGAAGAGUAAACAGCACUAA